Oncorhynchus mykiss (rainbow trout) is the source of this 4693-nucleotide messenger RNA. Its product is annotated as nuclear transcription factor Y subunit gamma. The record is from RefSeq and is a predicted model, not a curated record. Gene Ontology annotation, biological process: regulation of transcription by RNA polymerase II. Lineage: Eukaryota; Metazoa; Chordata; Actinopteri; Salmoniformes; Salmonidae. Gene Ontology annotation, molecular function: protein heterodimerization activity; RNA polymerase II cis-regulatory region sequence-specific DNA binding; DNA-binding transcription activator activity, RNA polymerase II-specific. Gene Ontology annotation, cellular component: nucleus; CCAAT-binding factor complex.
ACAAUGAUUGAUUAUUUUUUAUUUUUUUUUCAGUUUAUUUUCCGUCAGUUCCAUUUGAUUUCAAUGCUUUUAGAAAUGUUCAUGUUCACACUUGUUCUUCCCAGUCUUCCCCCACUGAUGUCACUGGAUGAAACAGCUUGACUGAGCUUCCCAUGUCAAUCCAUAACGUGAGAAGAAGAAGCAUGAAAAAUGGGACAGUGUUUUUCUGCUAAACAGAAUCCUAGAGGGCUUGUAUUUAGUGACUUUCCUUGAGUUGACCAAGGCAGUCAUCCUUCUAGAAUGUGACCUCCGCUAUUGACGUUGCAUGCAGCUUGUGCAAUGUGUACCCUUACUGUUUGCACUGUAGGCUUAUCAUACAUCAUUUACUGAUAGCCUAGCUAGCUUAUAUAGCCUAGCCAUUGCCUUUGGUUGAAUAACUGCGGUUUGUGUGCUCUUGCAUCUGACAUUUUGCAGUAGCUCACCUUAAUGAUUAUUAUAAGGAUAUAGUUUUAUUCCGACAAGACAAAAAGUUAACAUUCCCAUCCUGUCCUUUUGCAGUCCUUUGAGGAAAUUCUCUCUCCUUUCUUUCUUUCUCUCUCCUCUCUUUCUCCCUUUCUUUAUCUCUUUCCUCUCUUUCUCUGAUGGAGGAUCUGAUUAGUGACCUCUAUUACUCUGUAUCUGCCGUCAUCACUUCAGUAUUUUCACAACAAUCAAGGAGGGGAGAAUGGAGGUGGCAAGUGGGAUUGACACGAGAUGUCUCUUUUGAGCACCUGUCAACCUAUUACAAAUCUGUGAAUAUUUAAUCAUUUGGUUACCAAAUAAUGUAUUUCCUGUAGAAGUUCCAGGCUGUUAAACAGUGAACUACACGUUUUGUUUUUGGAAUGGAUGUUUUAGUUGUUGGCCAAAGGCAAAGUGGUAGGCUACAUUCCUCUGUUCCGAAAGGUCAUUCCAGUUAGAGGUUGAUGAAAUAAUCCAGGAGUAACAUUAUGCCAAAUCAUGUUAGUGUUAAAACAACACAAUGCCCAGAGCCAAAUAAACCCUCACAUGAGCAUGUAGUUGACCAUUCAAUGCAUUCUUGUUUUUCUUCAACAUUUCAGAGUUAUUCAGUGCAGGCUCUCCUGGGGGAGUUUCACAAGUCUGGAUUAAUGAGUUAGCCAGAACUACUUCUGUCAACAUUUUGAACCAGUCAGGAGUCAUGGUACCAUGACUGCAACAUCUUUAUCCUUUAACCCGCUCCAUGCUAGCCUGAAACAAUACAGACUACUGCAUACCAUAGAAGCCUAUUAUUGAUAUCCUACUGAUGUUAUUGGAAUACAUUAGAAAACACCUUUUUGGAUGUUGUCCUCACUCAGGCCAAGGUUUGGCUAUAGGCUAGGCUAUAGGCUAGGCUACACUUAUUGUCCAUUAGUCAAUAAAUCUAUUCCCUUUGUGAAGUUCCCCUGUGGUUACAUUAUGUUGUUAAUGCACUCUAAAGCUUGAGGUUUGAAAUAGGACCAACUAGUGUUGUGAUGGUCAUGGAAUUGUGGAUGACCGUAAUUGUCUCAUUAAAAUCCACCAGCCAGGCCAUUAAGGAAGCGAUUAACUCAGUGUUCAUCAUUAGUGUUACUCAUUCAGUUUCUUUCCGUCAGCGAUGCAUUUACCUGAACAGCGAACACCUCCCUAUGCAGAAACAGCUACCUGCAGUGCAUCACUCCAAUCUGAAAAGUCACUCCUUUCUUGCACCUCGGACUCCCCCCUUGCAGAAUCUACAAGAACAGGACCAGUACAGGCAAAAAUGGUAAUAUCGUCUCUAGCUGAGAUCUGAGAGGACUAGAUGAAGAGUUUCCACCAUUUUCCUUGCCCCUAUCCAGUUGUUUCUGAUGUUCUAGGGCGAGUUCAGCCCCAGAAGGGCCCAGGUAUGGAGUGUCAUUGUCAGUUUGGACCUGAAGCUGAUGACACUGCUGUGAGUGUGUCCGUGGCCGACCUGCCAGGGGAGAGCAGAGGGGCUGGGCUUGGCAGGACAACAAUGCUGCUGAUUCAGCAGAUCCGGCUGCUGAACACCAUUUUACUUUCUCAGAGGGGAGAGAAAGGGGAGACACGGAUGCAGGAGGAGAAGCGGCAGCGGAUGGUCAGUGUUGCCGACGAAGCACACUGUGCAGUGAGCAUGUCUGCAGAUUCGUUUGGCGCCGGGGGCAGCGAUGCCCAGCAGAGCCUACAGUCGUUCUGGCCACGCGUCAUGGAAGAGAUCAGGAACCUCACGGUGAAGGAUUUCCGCGUGCAGGAGUUGCCUCUCGCCCGAAUCAAGAAAAUCAUGAAGCUGGAUGAAGAUGUGAAGAUGAUCAGUGCGGAGGCUCCAGUGCUGUUUGCCAAGGCAGCUCAGAUCUUCAUCACAGAGCUCACGCUGAGGGCCUGGAUUCACACUGAAGACAACAAGAGACGCACCUUACAGAGGAACGACAUUGCCAUGGCGAUAACGAAGUUUGACCAGUUUGACUUCCUUAUCGACAUUGUGCCCCGGGACGAGCUCAAGCCCCCCAAACGACAGGAGGAGGUGCGUCAGUCGGUGGCCCCAGCAGAGCCGGUUCAGUACUACUUCACCCUGGCUCAGCAGCCAGGCCAGGUGCAGGGCCAGCAGGCCACUGGACAACAGGCUACCACCAUCCAGCCUGGACAGAUCAUCAUCGCACAGCCACAGCAAGGACAGGUGCUGCAGGGGACCACAAUGCAACAGUUACAGCAGGUGCAGGUAGCCCAGUCACAGGGCACACCUAUCACGGGAGGCGCUCCAAUGACCAUGCAGGUGGGAGACCAGCAGGUCCAGAUAGUACAGGCGUCGUCCCAGGGCCAGACCCAGACGGUGCAGUCAGGACAGACCAUGCAGGUCAUGCAGCAGAUAAUCACCAACUCCGCAGAGAUCCAGCAGAUACCAGUGCAGCUGAACAAUGGUCAGUUGCAGUACAUUCGGCUGGCACAGCCUGUCUCUGGCACACAGGUGGUUCAGGGACAGAUCCAGACGCUGGGUAACACUCAGCAGAUUACACAGACAGAGCAAGGCCAGCAGCAAUUCAACCAGUUUACUGACGGACAGCAGUUGUAUCAGAUUCAGCAGGUGAUGCCGGCAGGACAGGACCUAAGCCAGCCGUUGUUCAUCCAGUCCACCAAUCAGACGGCUGAUGGACAGGUCACCACACAGGUCAGCACAGACUGAGGCUCUGGAAGCAUCCUCCUGACCACCAAACCAUUGACCACACCACCUGCUACCAUCCAUAAGGACAACACUGGCUCAAACGCCAAGGGACCUCCUAGGAGGCGUCCAAAAUGGUCAAAAGUAGAGCCCAAUAUAGGGUGCCAUUUGGGAUGUACCCUUACCCUCAUUCAAUACACUGGUCUAUGACAUGACACCGGUACUUAAAAGGAACUGUCUGACAACAACAGUUCUUAAUUCAGUAUACUGGGUCAUAUACCAAAGGGACUGCUCUACAACUCCCUCUCAUUCCCAUUUAAUAUCGUCUCUCUCUGCCUCCGUUAGUUCCUCCAGGCACCCACUCUCACCUGAUACGUUCCCCAAAAAAGCCCCCAUUCAUGAGAGCUACACACAGGGUAUCCGAACACUGAAUCCUCCAGGACCCAACUCUCCUCCGUUUUAGUGACCAGCUGUUCAUCCUCAAUGUCUGUAAACCCUUUAUGUAAAAACCUCCUCUGUAUAUUCUCUGUCUCUCUGUGAAGUACACCAUAUGGGUGGCUCUUGUGUUCUCUAUGGGUACGUCCCAAAUGGCUCCCUAUUCCCUAUACAAUGCACUCAUUUUGACCACGGUCCAAAGGGUUUUGGUCAAAAGUAGUGCUCUAUAUAGGGAAUAUAAUGCAUUGGGAUGCAUCCUAUGGAAGGCUUGGCCCUUGUUUUGUCUACAAGCCAAGAGAACAUAAAUCCUUUGUUUGUAAUGUUUUUAUGUGUAGACGUUUAAAAUAAUAAUCUAUAAAGCCAUACUCUUACCUAACCCAUUUAUUUCACAAUAAAUCAUUGUCAAUUGUACGAGACCAGCCAUGAUAGGUCAAUUAAGUUAUGUUAGUUUCUGGCAGGUUUUUCACAUUGACGAGACAUUGCCAUCGAUGAAAGGGCUUCUUACUGUAUGAUUGAGUUUGAAUUUUGUGUGUGUGUGUGUCAUUCAAUAUUGUGCAGUUACUGCAGUAUACUUUCCCCAUGGCCCAGUGAUCCUAUUCACCUCUUCAGUGCCCCCUCUUCUCUAUUUCCUCUUCUAUUCCCCUCCGUCUCUCCAUUCAUUUCCACUGAUCACUCUAUCAUUGUUAGAGCAGGGAGAGGUUAGGCCUUUCUGUCUCUAUGCAGUCUCUUCUUUCUCCCCUUCUCUCUUUUUCUCUCCCUUUACUGUUUCCUGUAUCCAGAGAGGUUUGUGGUUCUCCUGCCUGCUCUGAGGAAGCCUCCUGUAUAAAAACAACUCCACUGGGAGAAAGGCCUCUUUUUAUAAACUCUUAUUUUGAAAUCCUGUUGUAACUUGUCAAUGUUAAUUUGUUUUUAUGAUCACCCCUCUCCCUCCUCCCCUUUCUUAUUUAGUAAGUUUAAUUGUUAUCAUUGCUGUUCUUAUUAUUGUCGAGUUGCAUGUAGUUUAAACUGCCAGCAUGAUAUGCAAUAGAUGGGUAGACAUUCUAUUUUGUAAGCAAACUUUGGGUUUGUGAGAAAAUAAAAUGCAAAUUAAAAACAUUACAUGCAAUCUUUUUUCAA